Molecule: messenger RNA, 2704 nt
Organism: Pocillopora verrucosa
Lineage: Eukaryota; Metazoa; Cnidaria; Anthozoa; Scleractinia; Pocilloporidae
Product: protein asteroid homolog 1-like
Source: RefSeq, a predicted model, not a curated record
UACCGUGUGAGGAAGCUUAAAAAAUCCAAGCGGGUACUUGUGGCCAAUGAAACUUUGAAUCAUGUUCUUGGCAACAGUACUCUCGUCGUGGUAGUGUUUCCUCUUCUAUAGCCUCCUUCUCAUAGCUUCUAUCGGCCAGCGAGGGAAACUGGUUAGUGUCUCCUCUUGGCUUGUUGUCGCAGUUUAAGAGAUGGGUGUUCGCGGACUUACGUCUUAUCUCGAAGAGUCAGCUCCAUUCCUUGGGAGACUGAUCGAGCUGCGAGACACAAAGCUUAUCAUAGACGGAGAUAACUUGUGUAACUACCUUUACAAAGAAAACGGCUUCGAUUGCCGAUGCGGAGGGCAGUAUGAGGAGUUUUAUAAGAAAGUACUACUGUUUUUCGACGCCCUAAAAUCUAAGGGUGUCGAAUCGUUCGUAGUUUUUGAUGGUGCAUAUGAUAGAAGUGAUAAGAAAUUAGAAACACAGAUAAAAAGAACACAAGACAGGAUCGACACGGCUGACCGGUUGUUCAAGAAUGAAACAUCGGCUAAUGGCGAUGAAUAUUUUCUACUUCCGCUUUUGGCGAAGUUUGUUUUCGUAGAAGUCCUGAGGGAUCACUUGAUAAAAUUCGCUGUUUCUGACUGUGAAGCGGAUCCUGACAUCGCAUCUUUAGCCAAGGAUUGGGCAUGUCCUGUUUUGAGCAACGACAGCGAUUUCUUCAUCUUUGAUGUCAAGGGCGGCUUCAUCCCACUUUCCUCUUUCGAUGUUGAUCAGUUGACAGCGCGUAUUUUCUACCGCAGUGACUUGGCAAGAUAUUUUGGAAUACGCGAGGAAUUUCUUCCUUUACUUGCUUCCUUACUUGGCAAUGAUUACGUGAGUUGGGAAGCGUUAAAACCCUUCAACCACACAAUUUGGACUCUUUUCAGUGAUGGUCGUAGAGGAAAGGCGGUGAGGUUUUCAGGUGUCGCAAGUUUGCUCUCCCAGCUCUCUAAUUCAAUCACAGAAACACAAGCAUUUGAGUUCGCUUUGGGAUUGAUAGAGCCGGGUGAAAGUAGGGAGCGGCUUGAGAAAGCUGUCGAGUAUUCCCUUCAAGAAUACGCAAUUACGAAGUCCAAUUUAUUGGAUUACCUCCGAGAUGGAGUAGUCUGCAGUCUUCUAAGAACCCAAAAUAAUCUCGAACUUGACGAAGAGGUAUUGCGUAGGUUUCGCGAAGGAAAGUUCUCUACUGAUUGUAUGAGCAGCUUAACGGCGGGAAAAGUAUUUCUCAGAGUUCAGGUCGAGGACCUUGAGAGAAGAUCAUCAAAUCAGUGUUCAAUGUCACUGAGACAGCUGAUGUAUGGCAUUUUGAGCGAUGGAGGAAGAAACAUGAAGAGGAUCGAAGAAUGGGACCGAGAGGGUUUUGCAGUCAAGCACACAGACAUUAAGCCUUACAAUGAUAAGGUCCCUUCGUUCAGUUCGAUACAAAAUAUUGAUCUUUACGGCAGAUUAACGAUGUUUUUGGAUGCGCUAGAUUCAGACUCAGCUUAUAUAAAGUCAUUGCCAAAAGAAUUCACGUUAGUCGCAUCAUCUCUCCGUUUUCUUCAUCGUAACUCGCAACCGCCACUGGAGAAUAGUCAUCUGUGCGCUUUACUUUGCAGUUGUGUCAAACUAGAGGAUGGUUCGUGGAAACAAUACCUAGAACAUCCUAAAAGAGCUUUAUCCCAACCCUUUGAUGAGAGAGCAGCGCAAAGCUUCUGUCAGUGGCAGUGUGUUUUGAGAGAUGCCAUUCACCUCAACUUUGUUUUGCUUGAGCCAGUGCAGACACCAUGUAUCCGCAAAGUUUUCAAUGGAAAACUGGUGCAUUGCCUCCAGAGGGAAUUGAAAACAGGCUGUAAGCCAGAAUCCUUGAUGUCAACUCCAAGCUCUCUUGUUCGGUAUCAAGAGCUUUACACUGCAAUUACUACCGACCAGGAGGAAAUAGAAGAUGUUGUAACCAGGAUGCAAAAGUUACGGUUACACACAUCAGGUAUGAACCUGAAUGAAAGCACCAUAACCGGCAAUGUCACUCAGUGACGACCCCUAUGGUAACCAGCUGGGACAUCAUUUCUCGGCACCCUCCACCUCUGCGAGCGCAACGUGAACAGAAUCAACAGCUUCUAACAUUCGACGAAGAAAGAGAGAAAACAAAAUGUCAAACAAGAAGCGGGAGAUCGUUUCCCCACGUUCUCGGAGCGUGUUCCUCGAUAUAAUUUGUAAGAAAAAAAUCCAAAAUGGCAUGACGAAACAACUAUUAUCCUCGGUUACUUGAAAUAUCGUAAUUAGCUGAGUUACGCGCUUAGAAAUUAAACAUAUAUUUGCCAAUGUUAGCAGUUUAGGUUGGCCACUAACUUCUUACUAAUAAAUAUAAGAGACUCAACAGUUCCAAAACUGUAUAGAGUACUGGAAAUCCAUGCAAAUUUUUCUUCCAACAUCAUCCAUCCUCUGGUGCGGGACAGCGCACAUGGCAAUGAGUAGGUCAUUUAUCGUUUGAAAUGCUUAUCUCGUACCCAGAACCUACCAUGUACCGAAAUGCAAUCGCUUGGCCGUGGAGGGUCCGGGUACGAGACUGAUAAAGUGCCUUACUGAUUGACUGUUUGCACUUCCCCCAGAGCUACCCUUCACCGAUUUAGCAGCUAUACCUGAAAAUCUGUGCUCAAAAUCAUAGGAAAAAAUACAGUACUUUUCAGAAGUAUAAGUUUAUUUUAG